AUGCGUUCUGGCGACUUGCUGAUUGAGAUUAAUUCACGAAAGCAAGCCCAGAACAUACAAAAGUUAAAGGCUUUGGCAACUAUACCAAUCAAGGUAUACCUACACACAUCUUUAAAUACAUCAAAAGGUGUUAUUACAUGUGGAGAGAUUUUCAACUUGCCUGUAGAUUUAAUUACCGAGGAAUUAAAAUCACAAGGUGUCACACAUGUCCGCCGUAUUACCAUCCGGCGAGAUGGACAAACUCUUGAGACUAAACAUCAUAUACUUACUUUUAUGUCCCCUAAACUCCCGGGCUACAUAUAUGCAAGUUACAUUAAGCUUCCCGUGAGACCAUACAUACCGAAUCCUCUCAGAUGCUUUAAAUGUCAGCGUUUUGGGCAUUCGAAAGCAAACUGCCGUGGGACAGUCGCUUGUGCCCGCUGUGCUGAGAAAGGACAUGAGAGCCAGGAUUGUUCAGCACCAGAGAAGUGCGUGAAUUGUAAAGGCGAACAUACGUCCUUCUCCCGCUUAUGCCCACGUUGGAAAAUCGAAAAACAAAUCACAGCAACUAAAAUUAAAGAAAAUAUUCCAUAUCCUGAGGCUCGAAAGAAAGUUCUUGCACAAACACCCUCCCCUGGCGUAAGUUAUGCAUCUAUAGUACGGAAAAACUUUUGUGAAAAUUGUACCUGUCCCAAUUGUGCUCAAAAUAUCACCCGUAUGAUCUCUCCUAAGCAGUCAUCUGAUUCUGAUAGAGAAAAAUCGAUUGGCAACACACCUGAUAUUGAAAAACUAGAUAAAAAUAAGCGAAAAACAAAGCCGGUAAAAUCUCUUAAACUAAAGCUUGCAAAACGUGGACUGUCGAAGAAAGAACUGUCUUCGUAG
Messenger RNA from Argiope bruennichi, 861 nucleotides. RefSeq lists its product as uncharacterized. The record is from RefSeq and is a predicted model, not a curated record. Bases 1 to 861 code for a protein of 286 amino acids. Gene Ontology annotation, molecular function: nucleic acid binding; zinc ion binding. The transcript has a single exon. NCBI's taxonomy places the organism in Eukaryota, Metazoa, Arthropoda, Arachnida, Araneae, Araneidae.